Lycium ferocissimum is the source of this 1215-nucleotide messenger RNA. Its product is annotated as pectin acetylesterase 8-like. Gene Ontology annotation, biological process: cell wall organization. Gene Ontology annotation, cellular component: plant-type cell wall. The record is from RefSeq and is a predicted model, not a curated record. Lineage: Eukaryota; Viridiplantae; Streptophyta; Magnoliopsida; Solanales; Solanaceae. Gene Ontology annotation, molecular function: pectin acetylesterase activity. Bases 27 to 1211 code for a protein of 394 amino acids. The transcript has 12 exons.
UUCUUUAAAUUGUUUGCGGAAGAAGCAUGGAACAUACAAAAUUGCAAGGGCUAUGCCUAGUUAUUUACUCUUUGAUUAUGCUAAAUGGCAAAACUGUACUUGGAGGGAGCCAAAAACCAAACGAAGCUUACAUGGUUGAUUUAACUAUUCUUGAAAGUGCAGUGUCAAAAGGAGCUGUUUGCUUGGAUGGGAGUCCACCAGCGUACUAUUUUGAUAAGGGACAUGGAGAAGGAGCUAAUAAUUGGAUUAUCUACUUUAGGGGAGGAGAAUGGUGCUAUAGCGUGACAGAUUGCCUUGAUCGUACAAAGACAGAAAGAGGUUCUUCAAAACUUGCUCCAAAGCAAAGAUCACUUUAUGGAAUGCUUAGCAACAAUAAAACAGUGAAUCCAGAUUUCUACAAUUGGAAUAGAGUCAUGGUUAUUUAUUGUGAUGGAUCAUCAUUCACCGGAGACGUUGAAGAAGUUGACCCGGCUACUAACCUUCAUUUUAGAGGCGCGAGGAUUUUCCUUGCCUUGAUCGAUCAUUUCUUGGCGAAAGGAAUGAAGGAUGCUAAAAAUGUCAUUCUCACAGGUGGUUCAGCUGGAGGACUGCCUGCUUUAAUCCAUUGUGAUCGUUUUCGAUCUCUUGUUCCUAACUCUGCUAGAGUCAAGUGUCUUGCUGAUGGUAGCUAUUUUCUUCAUGACAGGAAAAACAAGGACAUGACAUUCAUGGAGACCGUUAAUGAAGGACUGAUUAACUUACAUCAAUCAGCCAAGAUGUUGCCAUCAUCCUGCACUUCAAGGAUGAAACCAUCCUUGUGCCUUUUUCCACAAUAUUUUCAAGAAGGAAUCAAGACACCAUUUUUCGUAGUCAACUCAAUGUUUGACACAUUUCAGAUAAACAAGACUUUUCCGGGUUAUUACGACGACCUUUUUAAGAAUACGUGCUCAGCUUCUCUUGUUAAAAAUUUACAAGAUUUCAAACAGGAAUUUUUAAGUGCUUUGCCCAAACAAAGUCAUUCUUCAUCAAGAGGAAUGUUUAUUGACUCUUGCUUGAUUCAUGCCCAUAUAACAAGUGGCGUUGGUUGGAAUGGGUUCUCAGUAAAUAAUAAGACAAUUGCACAGGCAUUUAGCGACUGGUACUUCGACCGGAGUCUUGUCCAAUUGAUAGACAAGCCAGAUUUGCCACAGAAUUGUUACAAAUUCCCCGCAAUUACAAACUUUUGCACCUAAAAUA